AUGAUACUACUAGGAGCACAGUACAGUGCACCAGAUGGUGUGGAAAAGAGCUUUGCACCAAUACGCGAUGACCCUCGAUACAUGACCACGGAGGGAAGGACAACGGGCCCCAGUGAUCAUGUACUGAAUGCUGGCCAAAUUGAUAGAGAUAAACCUUCAGAGCCGGAACACACAGAGGAUGGCUCACAACUGACAUACUUAGGCCAGCUGCGCACGCAGCUGACGGGGCUGCAGGACGAUAUAAAUGAGUUUUUGACUGGAAGAAUGGAAUUGGCAAAGAAUAAAAAGAAAGCAGGCGCUGAGGAGAAGCGGAUCCAGGAAGAGAUUAAUCAGUUAUUAGAUGGAGGCGAUGGAGAUGAGGAUGCUGAUUAG
This is a messenger RNA of Saccharomyces paradoxus, 372 nucleotides long. It is a transcript of the gene GON7, whose product is annotated as chromatin DNA-binding EKC/KEOPS complex subunit GON7. The coding region runs from base 1 to 372 and encodes 123 amino acids. The transcript has a single exon. Lineage: Eukaryota; Fungi; Ascomycota; Saccharomycetes; Saccharomycetales; Saccharomycetaceae. The record is from RefSeq and is a predicted model, not a curated record.